AUGGACAUCUUAUACGUCCCGGGCUUCCCAGGCGUCCCGGAGUCAUUUUUUGAACAAAUGCUUAAUGUCCCUUACGAUGAGAAGCUAAGGGAAGCUGACCCGGCACUGGAGAAAUCAGCACGAAAAAUGGAGCUCAAAGUCGUUCGUAAACUAUGGGAGGUAGUGGCGAGUAGUAAGGCGGAUAUCAACGUAAAAAAGGAGGCUAUCGCACAGUUCUUCUCAAAUAAAGUCGACUAUUUGCUACCUCCUAAAUACCCAGGUCCAGCGGGUUUUGAAUACACACGACAUAGAAUUGGGUCCUGGAAGGAAUUAUUGACCUGCCCGCUGAGUAUUCCGGACGACGAUUUAUCUAAGCUGAUCCGAAUGACGCCAAAGAUACCUAACCAGAAUCAUUUUGCGGAAACGGGAGCUGGACGUUUAAUUUUCAUGGUGUCAUGGUCGUUUUCGUUAGCCCAACUCCACCGUCUGAUAGAACAUCUAAAACAGGAGGAGACUAUAUUCGAAGAGUCGCAGACAUGGUUGAAUUUUCUCAUUUCGCGGAAGGGUGGUAACCGUGCUAAUGAUACACCCAACGCUCACAUAACUGUCCGGUAUAUUGGUUCCCGCGCAGUAUCAUCAGACGAUCCGCUACCACUCACGAACACUCAACUGUUGCAUGAGGAGUUUGGCCGUAAUCCUUUCUCUGGAGUUCUCCCAGAGUUUUUAGAGGCAGUAAAUGUGGCCUUGCCGAGUGUGGCAAACGGUGUCCGAGUUUACAUCCUCCCCGACCUCUUCGAUUCGGAACGUAACAGCGAGGUAGUAUUUUGGGAUAAUCUCACAUAUCAAGCAUCACUCGCGGUAUUCGACCUCAAGUCUCUUAUCAACCGCGACGUGGAGCCGCCCUUACUACCUGAUGACUUGCCGAAGGAUGAAUUUAGCUUGCUGGAAACUGUAUAUUGCGGAAGCAAACCCCCGGCUUCAGUAUCUGGCCCCUCGGUUCAUCUACAACCCGAGUUCAAACGGUUGUCACAACAAAUGUACAAAUCUUCUCGGCCUGGAAACAACCAGAACACCUUCCCGAAAGCCAUGAGCUUGGAGGCGCGCCGGAGUCUCAUACAACAGGCGAUCCCUUUCCCUUUCGAACCCGAAGGGGAGCGGCCCCUACUAACGUUUGCUGUAAAAGGCAUCCCUCCUGGUGACAUCUACAACGACAAACAGUACCUCGAGGGGGAAACUGUCGAUGCGUUAAUUAUGAAGAUUCUGAUCGGGGAGGCAAUGUUGCACGGGAAGAAGACUGGUUCAUAUGCCAAUGUUGUCCCCUUUUAUUCCUUUGCGCCUUUUUUUAGACGGUUCGGUCCAGGAUAUGUCAAUGAGUUUACUUCGUAUAUGUGGGAUUACGUCAGGGCCACUCGUCCUGUGAUUUUUGUCACUCUGGGGAAGCGAAUAGCCGAAGUCAUCUGUAAAGCUUCUCGCACAGAUACAGCCGAGGGCACAGAAUCAACCCCAAAACAGGAAUUAAAACUGGGAUCGCCUAGAAUAAUAACCUCAUCAGGAUCAGCUAAAUCAGGAAAAGGCCCCUUCAGCUUCAUAUACAUUCCUCUCCUCGACCCUGGGCGGUACAAGUAUACGACGGCGACGGAGACCCGGAAAGUAUUCCUGUCCUACAUGGCAUAUUCUUUUCAGUACGUAGUCCUAGUAGCGGAUACAGCAAAGAUAUUCAGGGACGAAAUGCGGUCGUCCGGAAACAAGAUAGAUGAGAACAGCGAGGAAUUUUGCGAAGAAAUCAUAUUGCGGGUACGACGUAGACUACAAAGUACACCGGGACGUCCCUUUGUGGAGGGCAUAAGAAAGGCGAAAGCCCUCAUCGCAGAGCUGAUUACCCAGCAGCCGAUUAUGUUUUCCUGAGGAACUUGGACGAGGGACGUUUUGUUCGUAGAGGUGAAUAGGGGAA
Daldinia decipiens is the source of this 1930-nucleotide messenger RNA. RefSeq lists its product as uncharacterized. The coding region runs from base 1 to 1884 and encodes 627 amino acids. The record is from RefSeq and is a predicted model, not a curated record. NCBI's taxonomy places the organism in Eukaryota, Fungi, Ascomycota, Sordariomycetes, Xylariales, Hypoxylaceae. The transcript has 2 exons.